AUGAAUCUUCUCACAGUAUCCCUCUUCGCUCUGUGUGCUCAACUCAUCGAUGCUUCAUUGGGAAACCCUGCCAGAAAGCAAAAAUUCAGCACUGAAAAAUGUCUCCUCGAGAUCAACAAAUUCAGAAAUGUCAUGGCAAAAAAGGGCAACUUGGCUAAUAUGCAUGAGAUUGAAUACGACACAUCCUUGGAACGGACAUUUCCGACCUGCCAAGAAGCUAUAUCGGCAUAUAUAAAGGACAAUCGUAUUCACUUUUUUGAAUCCGACACAUGUACGGGAGGCCCAAAUGACGAUAAGACUAUUAGCAACUUUGCAAACGAAAUUCUGACGGACAAAUCCAAUAAAUAUUUGCGUCGAGUUCUCCACCCCUCCCACAUGACCAUGGGAUGCACUCUCUUUAAGGAACCAUGCAUGCUCCCUUAUGAUGAUAGCAACAGUCCAAAGGCUAUUGGAUCGUGUGUUUAUGGAGGAUCAGAGAAUGUGGAGCCGAUGACUGGAUUGGCAAAAGGAGAAGCUGCAUCGAAAUGCUCGGGUGGAAAAUCCAAUAUGUGGGAGAAUUUGUGUAAACCGACUUCGACAUCAUCGGUUCAGUCUACAAUGUUUCAUUUUGCCUUUCUUCUGUCUUUCGUGAUCUUCAUGUUUUUUUAA
Caenorhabditis remanei is the source of this 648-nucleotide messenger RNA. RefSeq lists its product as uncharacterized. The record is from RefSeq and is a predicted model, not a curated record. NCBI's taxonomy places the organism in Eukaryota, Metazoa, Nematoda, Chromadorea, Rhabditida, Rhabditidae. Bases 1 to 648 code for a protein of 215 amino acids. The transcript is spliced from 3 exons.